AUGUCUACCCCCAAUGAUCUCCAAGCCCUAUUGGCCAGCAUACGCCCACGUCCCUCGCAGACUGGAGCAUCUGGCCAGGAGCCACCUGUACAGCAUCGCCUGGCGCAAUCGUACCCUACUGGCAUGUUUCCUCCACAUCCUCAACAUCCUCCGCCUCCAUACGACGGCCAGGUUUUGCCUCACCCUAGUGUUCAUGGAUACCGUAAUCCCUCUGUCCACUCGCUCCAAUCUCCUUCUCCCAACCCGACUCCCCCACGUAACCCGUCAGAUAUCAUCAGUCCUGCCAUCGGUACGCCUCAGAAUGGGUGGGAUUCUCCACAGCAACCAGCCAACGUGAACCUCCUCAAUCUUUUGCGCUUCAGUCAGGGUGAACAUCCGAAUCAGCUAAAGCCCGCUAGAGCACCCGAACAGCACACUCGGACUCAGCAGAUACAGGAGGACGCGUCUCAUGGAAGGAACAUCUCUGCCACUGACUUGGUUGCAUCGCUCUUCGGUGGUACAAUUCCCACACCUCGUGCUCCAGCAGUUGUGCCGGCGGAAUCGCCUCCAAUUUCGCAGGAAGGGCCAAAUGAUAAUACCCAAGACAUGCUCCUUCGGCUUCUGAAUCGCCCUCAAUCUGGAGCAGGUACCCCACAAGCACUACAUCAAGCUCCCGCAAGCCGCUCUGUUUCCUCGGCUGCUUCUGCCGAACCAAAGAUUCAGGGCCACAUGCACGCUGAAAGCCCGGAGGCUCCUGGCAUCGAAUCCGAGGGCCCUGCGAAGCCGGAAACGGUCGCAGGUCAGCUUUCUAAGGAUUCGAUGUUCACAUAUGUCAAUCCCUUCGACCAGCUUGCGGCCAUGCAACCCAACACAUCGUUGCAGCCCCAGUCGAGCUCUGCCUCGGCAUCUCAGGCUCCAGAUGUUUCUUUCAAACAGCAUAUCGACGUUGAGGCCGACAAGCCUACAUCGACUUCGGGAGUUCGUGCUCCUGGAAAACGAAGCAAAUCCCCGGUUCUUGACAGUGAACAGCGAGCGGCUGUCAAUGAUGUCGUGAGCCGCUUCGUUAGCGAGAUUGGACGCUCUCUGAGCGAAGAAUCUAAGCCCGUGCAGGAGGAGGCGCCUAAGGCGGCACUUCCUACUCAAGACUCAACCGACCUUUUCAUUGAGGCCCUCGAUGAGGCUCUUGACGUACUUGAAGGGCGUGCCAAGGAUGAGAGCGAGACUAAGAGCCCUAGCCAGGAGACUGGAAAGGCGCCCGUCGCCGCUGUUACUCAGAUCAAGAACGAAAAUGCCGAGGCUCUUGCCGAUAGCUGGGAGAGCGCCGAAGACAGUGCUGAAAAGGAGGAGGAGCGCAUCGUCACUGUGCAGAAUUUCCCACUACGUCCGUUCAUCUCGAUCGCUGUGAAAUUGCGACCUGGAAAGCUCGCUACCUUCAAUGACGAUCGAAUCAUGGACAUCGCUCGUCUCAAGAAAGACUUUGACCAGCUUGAUCGGUCCCUGACUGCCGCUACUUCUGAAUAUAUCGUCUAUGCUCUUGCCAAGUCUGGCGGCAUCCGUAUCAUUCGCCAGGAGGAUGGAAGUGACCGACAGGUCUUCCGCUCCACGCGUGAUCGUGUGUUCAAUGUGGCAUUGAGCCCCUCGUCGGCCGAAACAGGCCUGCCUGGUAUGCAAGCACUCCUCGGAAUAGGUGUUAGCGGGACUGUGUACUGGACUCUGAUCAGCCGCGAGGGCAAGGACCUAUUCGAGUUGGAUGCUCUGGAAAGCGAGAGCUUGGUCUUCCCUCCAUUCCCUGCCUCGGACGAGAAUACUUCUGGUGGCCAGCUGAAAACGCGGGCUAAACGAAGCUCUCGCCGCGCUGAUCUGUUUGCUAUUGGGCGUGGAAAGAACAUUUAUGUUGUUUCUCCACUCGCAGCAAUGAACGCUCAGUUUGGGGUUUCGGGUCCCCAGCGAACCGUGAACACUGAAAAGUUCUUCAAGGAGCGUGCUUUGAAGAUUUCCACGGGUAAAGCUGGCAAGGAUUUUACUUUCAGUGACGACGACACCGUUAUUGCUUCGUUAGACAAGACGGGUCGUCUGCGUUUCUGGGAUAUUCGCGAUGUUUUGGAUCGGGAUCAGCCAAGCCUUGUCGAAGGACCGGCCCCGAAUGAAAUCAAGGUACCAUUGAGUACAUAUGUGACUGGAUCUCCGACAGAGAAGUCGUGGCCGACAUCGGUAUUGUUCCUCGAUAAGCUUCGUCCCUACUCGCGCGCGAAUGCACUGCGGUACGUUCUCGUUGGAUUGAAACAAAAUCAUACCUUGCAGCUCUGGGAUAUUGGGCUCGGCAAGGCCGUGGAGGAGGUGAAGUUCCCCCACGAGAACGAGUCGGAUGCGAUCUGUAGUGUCGCGUACCACCCUGCCUCUGGAAUCAUCGUUGUCGGGCAUCCCACUCGUAAUUCGAUCUACUUCGUUCAUCUGUCAGCGCCUCGGUACAAUCUGCCUAGUAUGUCUCAAGCUGCAUUCAUCAAGGCUUCCAGCGACAAGGAGAGCGCGCUUCCAAAGCCAGAGUCUACCGCUUGUCUGAGUGGCAUUCGGGAAAUCUCAUUCGGCUCGAAGGGCCAGCUGAGAAGUCUAGAGAUUCUACCCCUAGCUAAAUCGGCACUUGAGCAACCGGGAUCGGAUGACAAUGCGCUUUUCGAGCUCUAUGUUAUGCACUCACGCGGGGUAACUUGUCUUAACAUCAAAAAGGAGGACAUGGGAUGGUCCACUGAUAACAAAGUCAUUUCCCCGGUUGAUGCCUCGGUUGCAAUCAAAGAGGGCUGGAUUGAAGUUGCUGAAUUGCAAUCGCAUCCUACUUACGUUGCUGACGACCCGUCUGUGAAUGGGGACACCACAAAUUCGACACCUUCACGCACUAAUAAGGAAAUCCCCAAACGCCAUGAUCUUCCUGACCCUUCUACCAUUGUCCCCUCUCGCAAUCCUUCCCCCACUAAAGCUCCUGCCAAGAAGAAGCUUGACGCACAAGUCGAGAUUUCUUCUACUCCUAGUGGCGCGGAGAAGUCUGACAAGAAGAAGAAGAAGAAAGCUGUUUCUGAUGCUACCUCCAAAUCCAAAGAGCCCACUGCUGUCGUUGGCGUCGAGCCUUUACCUUCCUACACCCAAAGCAUCGACAAUAUGACUGGUCUCUCUCCUCGUAUCCCCUCCAUCCCUGCCCAUGCUCCUGCUCCCGCUAUGAGCAACGCAUCGUCCGGAAUCCGUCCACCUGGCGCUAAUGAACCGCUGGAUCGGGCGCUUCACUCCUUUGCCCGAGAACUCCACCGCGAAAUGGCCUCUCAGUUCGCGAGCCUGCACCAGCAAGUCGACAACGAGCGUCGCAGCUUUGAGGCAGCUGCUUCUGCUCGCCAGGACCAGGUCCUUCGGGUGGUUUCUGAAACCCUUUCGAACAACGUGGAGCUGAAUCUCAGUCUCAUCAUCCAGCGCUCGAUGGAGCAGCAUGUUAUUCCCUCUCUCAUCGAGACUACAAAGAAGGAGCUGCGUGGUAUUGUCGCGCAGCAGAUCCAGCAGACAGUCUGCGAGCAGCUGCAGAAGCAGCUUCCCAAGUCUAUCCCUCGUGCAUUUGAAGAGCCGGACGUUAUGCAGCCUCUUGGAGAUGGAAUCGUGCGGGCCAUCCUCCCUCGCAUCGACAAACACACGAACAAAGCCGCCCAGUCCAUCGUCCAGCCGCUCCUUGAGAACAUGGAGAAGUCGACUCGCAAGCUGGAAUCGCUCAUCACAGACUCGAACGCCAGUCUCAUGGCUGCUUACGACGCCAAGUUUGAACAACAAGGAGCCCAGCUUGAGCGCAUUGAGAACAGACUGCAUGCUCUCACCAACGCCCUGGCUCUGGGUCAUCCUGAGCAGCCAGCUCAGCAGCACCCAGCGCCAGCUGUGACUGUGGGCCGCCCUGCUCCUGAGGAUGUCGAACUCCAGGAGAUCAUGCGCCUCUAUGAGGCAGGUCGAGUCGAAGACGCGGCUGUCAAGUGGGUCCAGUCGACCCAGCAAGCCGAUCUGUUCGACAAGUUCUUCGUGCAUGUGAACCCAGCUCAUAUGCGCGACUUGUCGGCGAUCGUGCUUCUUUCGGUGGGAGCAGCCGUCACUGCUACCCUGGCCACGAACACCAGCCAACGACUGGCCUGGCUGGAGCUGAUCCUCCAUACGGUCAACCCUCAGGAUCCUGAGGUGCGAACCGUGUGCCCGCAGAUCAUGGAGGUCCUGGGUGGACGCCUCCACAACCUGUACCUAGCGGUUGUGCAAGAGAACCCCCCAGGACCCCAUCCUGCGAGCAGCUGGCUCCGAUCUCCCGUCGCGUCCGUGCGCUGGCGCAUCUUCGAAUUUACUUCAACUUGA
Penicillium chermesinum is the source of this 4341-nucleotide messenger RNA. RefSeq lists its product as uncharacterized. The record is from RefSeq and is a predicted model, not a curated record. The coding region runs from base 1 to 4341 and encodes 1446 amino acids. Gene Ontology annotation, cellular component: P-body. Gene Ontology annotation, molecular function: protein binding. The transcript is spliced from 4 exons. Gene Ontology annotation, biological process: deadenylation-independent decapping of nuclear-transcribed mRNA. NCBI's taxonomy places the organism in Eukaryota, Fungi, Ascomycota, Eurotiomycetes, Eurotiales, Aspergillaceae.